AUGUCAAACCGCUCUUCCCGCAUUGAAUACUUAUUUCUGGAACUUUUAUCUGAUGACAAGAAAAGAUUACUGCUGGGUUGCGUCUACAGACCAAAUUCAUCAAUAGAUUUUGAAGAAUUAAUAGAAACUAUUGAUAUAAUUUCCAUCGAGUACGACAAUAUAAUCGUAGCUGGUGAUUUUAAUAGCAACUUGCUUGUUGAGCGCUGUCUUGCCGACUCAAUGCAAACCCUAGGGCUACUUCCUGUGAAUGAUUCCGCACCAACUCACUUCACAAGAAGUAACGCGAGUCUGCUAGAUGUGUUCUUUGUCAGCCAUUUGUCCAAAAUAUCUCUCUACAAUCAGCUAGAUGCCCCCGCAUUCUCCAAGCAUGAUUUGCUUUUCGUCACAUACCACUUCGAAAUUAAUCCCACUGUUUGUACAUCGACAUAUCGCGACUUCAAAAACAUUGACUGGCCACUUCUGCAUCAAAGUUUAGAUGAAGUACCUUGGGAAGAGAUUUUCUAUAUGGAAGGUGUUGACGAACAAGUUUCCUUCCUAAAUCAUAACCUUUGCUCAAUUUACGACACAUGCGUUCCUGUCAAAGUCAUUUAUACUAACAGAAAACAACAGCCAUGGUUUACUCCUGAAAUCAAGCACUUGAUCAGCGUUCGAAAUUUGGCAUAUAAAAGAUGGAAACGUUAUAGACUGCCUACACUGUAUGACACGUUUAAAUCCGCUAGAAGAGAUGUGCUCAAAAAGACUAACGAGUCCAAAAAGCAGUACUAUAAAAGGAAAUUCGAAAAUGCAAUUGAUAGUAAGCGAAAAUGGAAAGAAAUAAGGAACAUCGGAAUUGGAUCGAAAUCCAAUACCAACACUGAUUGUCUUUCUAUCUCUGACCUAGAUGAGAUAAAUGAAAACUUUUUGAAAAUAAAUACUGUGGACCCUGGCACAAACACUUAUUCUAAUAUUUCUACAGCACAGAUUGAAGACACAUUCUCGUUUAGAUGUGUUAGUCCCGAAGAAGUCUUACAAAGUUUUGCAACCAUAAAGUCUGACGCAAUGGGAUUUGAUGGCAUACAUCCUAGAUUUGCCAAAUUGGUACUGCCGAAAAUACUUCCAUUUGUUACACACAUUUAUAACAACAUUCUUACAAAGUCAACGUUCCCAACAGACUGGAAAUUGGCAAAAAUUAUACCGAUACCCAAACAGAAUUCAGAGUUCCGUCCGAUUGCUAUCCUGCCGUUUUUCUCUAAAGCUUUGGAACGUAUUAUAAAUACUCAAAUAGAUGCCUUCCUGAGUUUCAGAGGUCUUUUGAAUGAUAGACAAUCUGGUUUUCGAACAAAAAGAAACUGCUCUACUGUAUUAAUUGACGUUGUGGAAGAAUUGAGACAAAAUAUGGAUAAUAAUAUGGUAUCAUUUCUGGUUUUACUGGACCACAGUAAAGCCUUUGACACAGUGAACCAUGAUAUUCUUAUCUCGAAGCUUGACAGACUUUUCUUUUUCUCCAAACCGGCCUGUAAACUGAUUUCAUCAUACAUUACCGGACGCCGUCAAUCCGUCAAUGUCGGUGAUACAACAUCUGCGGCACUUGAUGUACCUAGAGGUGUUCCGCAGGGCUCUAUCCUUGGUCCCUUACUUUUUUCUGUAUACAUAAAUGAUCUACCUGAUAUUCCAAUGCAUUGUAAUGUGCAAAUGUACGCUGACGAUGUUCAGCUUUUCUCCAGCGCUAAACCAAAUUGCGUACAAUCAUGUAUAAAUAAUAUUAAUUGCGAUCUGAAUGAAAUCCAGAACUGGGCGAGUAAAAAUAGUCUCUGUCUAAAUCCGUCAAAAACUAAACUGAUGAAAAUUUUAAAACGAUCAACCACCCAGAUUCCUCCUGUAAGAGCUACUUUGAACAACUCGGUAAUAGAAACUGUUGAUACAUCCUGCAACCUUGGUGUAAUAUUCAAUUCCAAACUGACUUGGACUAAUCAUAUAAACAAAGCUGUUGGUAAAGUUCAAGGAAUGCUGCGAAGUUUGUGGUCUGUGCGGACUUCUACACCUUUUCAAAUUUUAGAAUUUGGACAACAUUUUUUAAGCCUCGUUACCAUGGAAAACAACAGCAUGGGAGGAUGGCCAGACGCACAGCCGGGGAAAACGCACUUGCGCACAUCUUUCAACACAAUGACCAUCAUCGUUGUCGUUGACGCUCGCCUUGCGCUCCAUGGUGUAUGUGUACGUUUGACUUUGGUGUCCAACUCAUCCACAUCAUUUCUCAUCAUACUUAAUCAUCAAAACAGGCACAGCAGCACAGGCCACACCAGUCAACCUUCAGAAGAUACCACACCCGGGAAUACAGGGCAUCAUACACAUCAUCGUCAUCUUGGAUGCGAUGCAAAUGCAAAUGCAUCGUUGCACCACAACACUAGCCACUCAACUAUGUGCCAACUGCAUUGUCCUAGCAAAUGCAACUGCAGUACAUUUGCUCAUCCACAUAAACCCACAGAGAGGGGCGAGACCAUGCAACACUCGUUAGCUAUGGCAAGUGAUAGCAGUGGAAGUUAUAACGAUAGCAAAAAUAAGACGAGAUGA
This is a messenger RNA of Stomoxys calcitrans (stable fly), 2550 nucleotides long. RefSeq lists its product as uncharacterized. The coding region runs from base 1 to 2550 and encodes 849 amino acids. Lineage: Eukaryota; Metazoa; Arthropoda; Insecta; Diptera; Muscidae. The record is from RefSeq and is a predicted model, not a curated record. The transcript is spliced from 4 exons.